Messenger RNA from Strongylocentrotus purpuratus (purple sea urchin), 1185 nucleotides. RefSeq names its product muscarinic acetylcholine receptor M2-like. Bases 1 to 1185 code for a protein of 394 amino acids. Gene Ontology annotation, molecular function: G protein-coupled receptor activity; dopamine neurotransmitter receptor activity, coupled via Gi/Go. NCBI's taxonomy places the organism in Eukaryota, Metazoa, Echinodermata, Echinoidea, Camarodonta, Strongylocentrotidae. The record is from RefSeq and is a predicted model, not a curated record. The transcript is spliced from 2 exons. Gene Ontology annotation, biological process: adenylate cyclase-activating adrenergic receptor signaling pathway. Gene Ontology annotation, cellular component: membrane.
AUGGCAAGUAUUUUUGAUACAACAGAGUCGUACACAAUCUUUUGGACCGAUGAUCAGAAUUAUAGCGACAACGUGACUGACGUAGCACCAGUUCCCGGGGGUGGAGGUGGGUCUCGACCCUCUAGUCUCGUCAGCCUUGUCUGCAGCGGUGUCUUCACCGCUCUGAUCAUCAUCUUCAACACCAUCAGCCUGCUGGCAUUCGCUGUCGAAAAACGACUCCGCACCUACAACAAUUAUUUCAUCAUCAACCUCAGCAUACUUGAUCUUCUUGUCGGGUUGUCCAUGUCCGCACAAGUAGCCCAUGCUUACCACGGUCGUUAUCCCUUCUCGCAGGAUGUGUGUAAGAUCUUAACCGGGGUCGCAGGCGGGAUCGUCAACGGUUCCAACAUCAGCGUGGUCGUCAUCUGCGCUGAUCGACACCGAGCUGUCUACGAUCCCAUCAAUCAUUUCAUCUCUCGUACGAAACGAAAGGCCAUCCUCAUCAACUGCCUGCCUUGGGUGAUCGGACUCUCGUUCUGGUUGAGCUACUCCACCGUGUGGGAGUUCGUCGUCGGUCACGACAACGGUACGCAGUGCACACCGCUCUUCUCUGAGGGUCCGAUCACGUAUAUGAUCCAGAAUGUUUGCAAGUUUCAUCUGCCUUUCGUCAUCAUCGUCGUUCUCUACACCCGAAUCAUUUUUCAGAUCCGAAAGACAGUCGGUGGAAGAAGUGUGAAUAGGAAGUUUGACUCGAGGGCUGUCGCGUCCACGGAGAAGACAACGUCCAGUAUCAUCGAAGACGACACACCAAGCGCAGAUCGGUGUGACGGGGGUGAGGAUGAGACCGAAGCUGGAGUGCGGCAUUGUACCACGGUGUCUUCUCAGGACAAAAGAUUCACCACGAGUAAACAGACACCGAACGCACAGCGCCAGCGGGUGGAAUCACCUUCCGAGUCACGCAAAGCGACUCGAACCCUUACCCUCAUCAUCGUCGCCUUCGUAGUGACCUGGAUCCCUUUCAGCGUGAUCAGUUUGCUCCUGACCAUCGAUUCUCGUCUCAUCAUCCCUCGACUGCCCAUACAGCUCUACGUCUUUUUUGCUUUCUUGACGUAUGGAAACAACCUGCUCAAUCCCAUCUCCUAUGUCGUAUCUCAGCCGUUGUUUAGGGCUACCGUAGUGAGGAUCUUAUCGUGCAGGGCCUGGUAA